AACCGUGUCAUUCUGAUACUUCUGCGUGUGCUAUUUCUGUAUGGCAACUACCAUUUAAGUGUUCUGUAUUUAGUAACAUAGAAGACUAUUCUGGUUGUAGGCCAGAGACUCCUUUCACUUUGUGUUUGUAAGGCUGCAUUAGCCAGUCAGAGUAUGAGUUCAUCAGGGUUUUGGUCUGUGGAUUACGAGAUUUAUGGGGACGUUCAAGGAGUCUUCUUCAGAAAGUAUACAGAAGAUCAAGCAAAACGUGUUAAUGCUGUUGGAUGGGUUAAAAAUGCCCCCCGUGGAACAGUUGUAGGUCAAGUCCAGGGGUCAAAGAGUAUAGUGGAAAUAAUGUAUGCAGGGUCGGACUGGGCCGGUGGUGCCCAGAUCUCUGUCUCUGGCCUCAGGACUUGCGGCAGAGUCGGUAGGGCCUGGGCCCCGCAGUCCAACCCUGCAGGAAAAACUGGCUACAGAAUGUUGGGAGCCCAAUGUCUCGUAUUGACAAGGCCGUUUUCUCCAACGAGCGUGAAAUUCCGGCUUUAGAAUAUAACAAUUUUAAAACAAACUAUUAGUCUUAGUCUGUCCAGAUGCAAGUCAACAAAGAACACGUUGAAUACUCUUGUGAUUUUGAUUGUUUCUUCAUGCUUUCAGUCCCCACAACCUUUCACUGCAUAUAUAUUUGUAGAUAUUAAAGUUAUCAUUUGUAAUGUA
Messenger RNA from Xenopus laevis (African clawed frog), 693 nucleotides. Its product is annotated as acylphosphatase-2. The transcript is spliced from 5 exons. NCBI's taxonomy places the organism in Eukaryota, Metazoa, Chordata, Amphibia, Anura, Pipidae. The record is from RefSeq and is a predicted model, not a curated record. The coding region runs from base 154 to 525 and encodes 123 amino acids.